AUGUUGAAGUUGUUGGACAUUUUACAACAAGAAAAAACUGAAGAUUGGGCAAAUGCUAAAGGUGUAACUAGCCGUGAGGAAAGUGAAGAGAGUGAACUUGUGUCGCUUUCUCUUGGGAUAUCAUUGAAAGGAAAGACUAAGGGUGAGAGGAAGCAUUGCAAGAGAGAAGAUGAGGGUAUGGAUAAAGGACUCAGACUUGGGUUAGAUAUCAAUUUGGAUCCUGUAGAUCAUGCUGAAGCUGCAAAUAUUUCCAGCACUGCAAGUAGUUUCGGUGAGGGAGGGAAGGAAGAGGAACCAAGUGAGAUGUGGCCACCCAGUAAAGUUUUGAAGGCAAUGAAAUAUGUGGAUAAAAGUGAAGCUUCUCAAAAUGAUCAGCCCAAGAAAACUAGGGUUUCCAUCAGAGCCAGAUGUGAUACUCAAACGAUGAAUGAUGGGUGUCAAUGGAGAAAAUAUGGACAGAAAAUGGCAAAAGGAAAUCCAUGUCCCCGAGCUUACUAUCGAUGCACUGUUUCUCCAUUGUGUCCUGUAAGAAAACAGGUGCAAAGAUGUGCUCAAGACAUGUCCAUAUUGAUCACAACCUAUGAAGGAAUCCACAAUCAUCCACUUCCUAUAUCAGCGACUGCAAUGGCUUGCACAACUUCUGCUGCAGCUUCCAUGCUUCAAUCUCCCUCAUUGAGUUCACAGAAUGGACAUGGACUAGUCAAUUCAGCUAUAUCCUCCAUUACCAAUUUCAGUGCUCCUAAUUACAACCUUGAUAAUGCUCUAAACUUCUCCACAUACCAUGUUUCAAGACCACAUCAAUUCUACUUUCCAAACUCAUCUAUUUCAAGCUUGAAUUCUCACCCCACAAUCACUUUGGACCUUACAGCACCCCCAACAUCCUCAAACCUUAAUUUUUCCUCAGGUUUCUCUCCUCUGCAAUCUAGCAUGUCUCCAUCACCUUGGAGCAGUUACAGUAGUUACUUCAACUCAGGACCACUGACUCAUAAAAGAAACCAUGGUGAUUACUUGCUAAACACUGGACAUCAAAAUCAGCCAUAUCUUGAGCAUCUCCAUCACCCUAUUUGCACGAGCAACAAUAACUUUUCUCAACGCUCUUUGCCGGAUUCCAUUAUUGCUGCAACCAAGGCAAUCACAAGCAAUCCAAAAUUUCAAUCAGUGUUGGCAACUGCUCUCACAACAUAUGUUGGCAAUGAAGCUGGUGGUGGUAGGUUAAGAGAAAACCAUGUUCUUGAGAAUGCAGAACUGAACUUAAAGCUAUGUAGUGAAAACACCAUAGGAUGUGCAUCAUCAAGGUACUUGAACGUGUCUUCUUCUGCUCUUAACCCUCAACAAGGAAACUCAAGUAUAUUUCCACUACCAUCAUUACCUGAGCAAUGGAAGUAA
Messenger RNA from Vigna angularis (adzuki bean), 1386 nucleotides. Its product is annotated as WRKY transcription factor 72A. The coding region runs from base 1 to 1386 and encodes 461 amino acids. The transcript has 3 exons. Gene Ontology annotation, biological process: regulation of DNA-templated transcription. Gene Ontology annotation, molecular function: DNA-binding transcription factor activity; sequence-specific DNA binding. The record is from RefSeq and is a predicted model, not a curated record. NCBI's taxonomy places the organism in Eukaryota, Viridiplantae, Streptophyta, Magnoliopsida, Fabales, Fabaceae.